Molecule: messenger RNA, 4628 nt
Organism: Scatophagus argus
Lineage: Eukaryota; Metazoa; Chordata; Actinopteri; Scatophagidae
Exons: 4
Coding region: 2073-3560 (495 amino acids)
Source: RefSeq, a predicted model, not a curated record
AUUAUUGCUUUUUUUGUAUUUUGUAUGGUGCACAGGACAGAGAAAAAUCCGGAGUCAAAUUCCUUGUAUGGUCACACAUACUUGGCAAAUAAAGCUGAUUCUGAUUCUGAUUCUGAUUCUGAUGAUCAUCAGCAUACACUGUACAAUGGAAAUGUUGCAUAACAUUGAAUAAUAACAUAUCACCUGCAGAUGUGGCAGUACCAUUCUAAAACACAGGAAGUGCACAACCGCUGCUAGUUUUGACAACAAGGUUAGCGACACCAAUAACUUGUUAUCCAUGAUGAUUGAACAGCUGGUAAUCAAACCCACGUGGGUGAAGUUGGGCUUCAGGGCUUACUUCCAGAGAGCCCUUUCUGCAAGAAAGCAUUUCUGCCACGUGGUGAAUGUUGUGAAAGGGUCUUUCUUAACCCAAACCAUGAUUUUUUCCUUCCUGGAGGUGCUGUUAUUUGUUUUCUUCCUGAAAGGGUCACAUGGUAAAGGUGUGAGAAAUCAGAGGAGGAAACUUUGACUCAUACGGCCCAAUCAGGAAGCAAACAUAAGCGUCCAUGUGAUUGCUUUCAAAACUCUGUAUUUCCACCUGUCCAGACAUACACAGUCCUGGAGUUUUCAAACUAAGACGGCGUCAGCUGCAUUUUUGAAAGCCUCUGUCGUAGGUCUUCGAAUACAUCUGAGUAGUGAGGAUGCAUGAUACACAUAAACGUAGCAAAAGUUCUGCAUUUUAAAAUGAAAACGUGUUAGUGUGGAUUUUUUAUGGGAAGGAGCUUUGGCAUCUAGACCACAUGGACAAUAAACACUUAAAAAACCUAUGCGCAACACACCUGCUACACAGACAGAAGAUUCUGUGUGAUAUGAAUUAUCUAGCAAUAACAUAUGCUUUGAUUCAACAACGAAUUGGAAGGAGUGGCACAUUAUCAGCACACAAAACUGGACUUGCAUGCAGUUUGAAAGUCUUGUUAUUUGAUGAACUUGGGUUCAUUGUUUGUGUUUUUCUGCUUCUGUGCAGCUUUAGUAAUGAAAACAAUGAAGAAUUAAUGGUGACACACUUUAAAACAGACCAGAUACUGCAUAUCAGUGAGGGUUACAGAGCAUAGAGGGGAGAACUGGUUACACAGCAGACAAUUUUGUCCAACUUUUUAAUUUAAAGCCUCCAUCUUGUUAUUUUUCACUGAACCCAAAAUGUUUUUGUUCAGAAUAAAGAACUCCAAAUGUGUCCUGUGCUUGUUUUUCUACAUGACGACUUAAAGUUACAGGAACGGCUCAAAGCUCUGCUACACUUUAGCUCAGUCACUGUAGCAGAGUGUAAACCAAUACAAAAAGAUUCUCAUAUUUUACAAUACAGUUGGUAACAAAUGAUGUUCUCCACAAUUUAUGGUGUUGGUUUAUCAUCAAAGUGUUUUUUGUUUUUGCCCUCAAUUGAACUGAACCCAUCACAGUUUCUCUCUGCUGUGUUCACUCUGAAGUACAGCCGAUGGUGCUGAUUACUGGCAGUUAACCCAGCCCAGUUCUUGAUACACAGACUCAGAACCUGAUCAUCAACAUUCUUCACUUUGGCAAUAGACAAACACUUUCUAGAAAGCUGUAUCACAAGUAAAGCUGCCUGGCAUAGUCAACACCAAUGUGUGUCUUUACUUUCCCAGGUACACGUUAUGAGACCCAGGAUGGUCUUUUAUAAAUAGUUUAAAGUAGCAUAUUUAGUAAGAUGUAACUGUCCUCAAUGAGCUGCUUUAGUUCAAUAAGUUAGUUGAUUCUUCUUCUUUGUGCACAGUUGAAACAUAUAAACCUGCAAAGUGCAGCAUGAGGCGUUGGAUGAUGUUGACUGACAGGUGAGGAGUGUUUCCUUUAACAGAAGGUUGAAGUUCCAGUUUUGCAUAAGGUCAGUUCAGAACAUGCCACAGUGCUGAGAUUGUUUCAGUCUGUAUCAGAGGAGUCAGAGACAGACCUGAGAGAGGGACUCUCAUUCUACUGACCACAUUUGAAUCUCAUCACACCAAGGAAUUAAAGGUGGGAAGGUCGAAGAAGAAAAGGAGUUGAAGACUAACUUCUUCUUUCAUCUUUGAGCUGCUUCACAAACAAUGGACCGAUCUGACACUGAUGAGCUGAACAUUCAGAUGCCUCCUGUUGCAGAGGACAACAGCAGGAUCAACAGAAAUAUCACACCACCUGCCUGUGGUACCUCUGGUUUGGCAUCAGUCCUUUCCAUCUUUUGCUUUGGACUGGUGUCAGGAGCUCCAGGAGGUCUUCUGCUGGGAGGGACAGCAGUCGUUGUGCUUCAGUCCCUGGAGCUUCUGUCUGACAACAGGGUGCUCAUGGACCAGUUAGAAAAAUACAUCACUGCUGAAUAUUAUUUGGAAAGGAAACUAAAAGAAUUUUUGCAGUGGGAAACUAAUAAUGCAGUGAACUUUCACAUAUCCAUAUUUGCAGAGAUGUUUGGUCUUCUAUCCUCUCUCUUGUCAUUAGCUGCAGGUAUCUAUAUUGGAUUUUCAACAUAUUCAGUGGUAAUUAAACAAAAAGAUGAAGCAGCAAUGGGGAAGGCCCUGAGCAUGGCUGGGUCAGUGAGUCUCGUGAGUGUCACUGCAACUGGGUACAUUCUGGGCCUCACUUUAGAAGGGUUUUUAUUCAUUACUAUGAAUGGCAGUAUUUUGCUGAGUUUUUUUAUUCCAGUAGUGGUAGUAUGUCUGUUUACAAUAAUCAUUGAGGUCAGCUUUAACUUACAUUCUCAUAAGUCAUAUUCUUUGUGGCUUUUUACACCAACUGUCGUAUUCUACCUAUUCAUAAUGGGACUUAUAUCUAAAAUGAGGUUAAUUCUUCUUGUUAUUUUAACCCCUAUGAUUCUAGCUCUAAAAGAGCUUGAAAAAUCACAUUCCAUCAAACUAACCACUCUAACUGUGCCAUUGAUGUUGAUCAUAUGUGAUUUAUAUGAAGUUGCAGGGCAGCAGAUUGUUACCUUACAGCCACCAACAUCCACAGACACAAGCAGUGUUGUACCAGAGGCCAUUUUUGUUGGACUUUUAACUUCUCUGCUGUGGACAGUUACUGUAGGAAUGUCACUGUUUGAAUCUUGGCAAAGGGGCGGAGCAGGUAAAAUCUGUGCUACUGCUGCAGGUUCUGGUGCAGCAGUUUUGGGUGUCAUAAAGUUGGCUCUGCCUGUGCUGGGUCCAGGUCCCACUGUAGGAGCUCUGGUGGGGGUAGCAGGAGCAGCAGGAGUAUCUGUUUCUGCAGCGGUGGCUGUGACAGAGCAGCAUGGCCGAGAAGUAGACCACUAUGGGCUGGUGGGGAGUGUGGGGGUGACAAUGGGGGCAGCUGUGGGAGCUUUUCUAUCCUCAUGUGUCCACAGUGGGCUGUCAGGGAUGUUCAUGGCUCUGUGUGCAGCUACAGUUCCUGCUGGAAUGUUUUUAUAUUCCAUAUUUUGGAGAUUGUUUGUGUGUUUAUGGAUGUGCACGUAUAUAGCUGCAUUGUUUUUAUCAUUUACCCAUAUUGUUUGGUUGGAUAAAGCAGUAGACAUGUUUUUUCUCAGUAAUGUAUAUCUAUGUGUAUAUUUGUGGUAUCUGUCUGAGGAAUAGACAGUAAGUUAAACCAUGUCUCUAGAGGGUCUUUAAGUUGAACCUCAAGUAACCUUAAGUUAAACAAUGUUUAAGAGUUCCUUCGAUUUUGUUACAGGUGACAGAAACUGCAGCUGAGCCAAUGACAAAGCCACAAGUUUAUGUGUACAAAUCUGUCAAAACUGAUGUAUGAAUUAAUUAUUGUGCACUUUUUUGAUUUUAAGGCAGUCCUCUACACUGCUAUGUCAGGCUGCUUUUAUAAGUGAAGAAGUAACUGAAGUAACUCACUCUCUUGUUAAGCUCAAUGGCUAAACUUCUUGUAGGACCCAAAAUGCAGAGCGCACACACACGCACAGAGCCAUUAGUUAAAGCUGCAGUAACAAUUUAUUGUACACACAUUCUAAGUUGCAGUCCGAGAGGAUAUUUGAGUCUCUGAAAAUAAUAAAGAAGGAGUAGCACUCAGAGUGACACAGAUUUUUCAGGAAGGACAAAAUGAUCCUGACCUGAAGACAGAUGGUGGAAAGCUGAGUCUGGAACUGAGUGAGGAACUGAACACAAGGACAGAAUACUGGACCUGAAGCACAAGCCUGACAUGAGUACCAAACAGUCAGACUGUGUAGUCUGGAGAAAGUAUAUGAAUGAACUGGCCUUUAAAUACAACAGGAAGAAGGUGAAGUUGAUUGGCAGAGUGGGCUCAGCUGUGCAGGUGAGUUGGUGUGAACCGACCUGAAGACCACGCCCAGCUCUGUACACACAUACACGCAUACACACACAGACCACAAAGACACAUGCAGUAGAAACUUGGUGGAAGAGCUGAAUGCCCUAUUGGUUGUGUGGCACAAAUACAGACUGACAUACACUAUAUAGACAAAAGCAUCAACAGGGAUUUUAAUGACAUCAUAUUCUAAAUACUAGACAGCUUUGCAGCUAUAACAGCUUCCACUCUUCUGCCAGGGCUUUAAACAAGAUAUUACAGUGUUUCUGUGGGAUUUUUUGCCCAUUCAUGCAGUAGAGCAUUUGUGAUGUCAGGCACUGAUGUUGAACGAAAAGGGCUACCUCACAAUCUCCGUUCCAGUUCAUCCCAAAGGU